AUGCCAAAACCAGCUCCCCGUUUUGCGAUGGGAGUCGUACUUCCUCGUCGAACUAAUGUUGGCUCACAGUUUUUGCAAACGCAAAGACAUGGGGCCCGCAAAACCUGGUACAAAAAACAAUAUUUUUCAAUUCGUCCUUUUGCUAUCCAACGUCACCAGGGUAGUACUCCACGUAUUUUGCUUGACCGUAGUUUGUGGAAAUCGGUUUGGCUUAGUAAGUUAAAUAUGCCAGAUAUCAAUCGAUGGGAACGUGUUGUGAAUAGUCAACGUGUUACAGAGGAUCGUUACGCUUUAGUGGAGGAAGAAGGUGUGAUGCAUAAGGUUAACUGGGGAUUGUAUUGUGAACGACUGGAAACAGAAUUAAUGGCUUCUCAAGAUCGUCUACCGCAGUAUACUCUUCUAAUGAAGGCAGCCCCUUCAAACUGGAAAAAAUUUGAUAUUGAUAUUAGUGUUCUUCGUGGAUUAUCUCUUCGUGAAGCCAUGGCACAAUGCAAGCUAUCCAUGCGGAAAGGGCAUCAAAUUGUUUUUCGAGCUUUGGAAAUGGCGCAACAGGGAGCGGAGGCAAAAGGGCUUGACAAGGAGCAUUUGCGAGUUGCUCGUAUUUCAUGUUUUCCAGGUCCUACGGAUAAACAAAUAGAUAUUCGUAGUCGUGGAUAUUAUGCGUGGAAAACCAAGAAGUCAUCUCAUUUGUUACUUACACUAGCUGAAGAUCCUGAAAUGGUGCUUCCUGACCGUACUUCUAUUCCUUAUGCUUCACUACUUUCAAUGAGACGUGCUGGACUUUCUGCAGAACCUGCAGUUAUUGAUGUACCUGCCAUUACCGCAGACGGUAUCUAG
Trypanosoma theileri is the source of this 837-nucleotide messenger RNA. RefSeq lists its product as uncharacterized. The transcript has a single exon. Lineage: Eukaryota; Euglenozoa; Kinetoplastea; Trypanosomatida; Trypanosomatidae. The record is from RefSeq and is a predicted model, not a curated record. Gene Ontology annotation, biological process: ribosome assembly; translation. Gene Ontology annotation, cellular component: large ribosomal subunit; ribosome. Bases 1 to 837 code for a protein of 278 amino acids. Gene Ontology annotation, molecular function: structural constituent of ribosome.